CACGAAGAACCUCGAGCUGAUACCGGAACUAAAUUAGACAAACAGGAAAUACGUCACUCUUUAACCUCGGGCGCUCGGUUUUUUAGCUCGCGUUCAACUUUCGUUGUUCCACUUUUUAUAAACAACAAAUUUGACCAGUUUCAUUUCUUUUUGGACUGAGACGACAAAUAUUUCAAGAUGGGGGGAGGCGACCUGAACCUGAAAAAGAGCUGGCAUCCCCAGACUAUGAAAAACAUUGAGCGUGUUUGGAAAGCAGAGCAGAAGCAUGAGGCUGAAGUCAAGAAGAUGGAGGAGCUCCAGAAAGAGCUGAAAGAGGAAAGAUCCCGAGAAGAAAUGACCAGAUAUGCAGAGAAAAGUGGUGCCAUCAAAAAGAAGGAUGAUCGCCUGGACUGGAUGUACCAGGGCCCUGCUGGUCAGGUGUCCAGAGAUGAGUAUCUGCUGGGACGUUCCAUCGACAAGCAGAUCACCGACCAAUACGAGGAGCCAGAGAGCGGUCCAUCAGCUGAGACCGGCCUCCUACCCGGGUCCAUCUUCAACCUAGCCACCACUGCCUCCAACCUCGACCUGGCUGCCAAGAUCAGGGAAGACCCCCUCUUUGAAAUCAGGAAACGUGAAGAAGAAAAGAAAAGGGAAGUCUUGACUAAUCCUGUGAAGAUGAGGAAGAUCAAAGAAAUGUUGCGCCAGAAUCUGGACAAGAAGGACAAGAAAAAGAAGAGGAAGAAGGGAAAAAAGGAGAAGAAAGGAGACAAAGAGAGGAGAAAGGAGAAGAAGCACAAGAGAAGGAGUUCAAAUUCAAGCUCUGAUGAGGAUGAUGAGAAAAAACACAGGUCACAUGCACGAGAUGACUCUUCAUCAAACACAAAGCAUCAUUCCCAUCAUCCUUCAGGCUACGGUCUACAGCUCCAUGCUGGCAGACAUCACCAGUCCUCAGCUCCCGCCAAUCACUCGCGCCGUGAGAGGAGCCGGUCCCAAUCACCUCAAAGGAGCUCCAGGGACAGUCACUCGCACUCCUCUUCUUCACACAGAAGCGACAGGAAGUUGGAGCCCAAAGCUUCCAGCCCACAGACGAAGAGUUAUCGCAGACAGACGAACCACGUGUCUAAGAAGCUCUCUGCAGAAGAACUAGAGCGAAAAAGGCGGGAGAUGAUGGACGAAGCCAAGCAGAGGGAUGAGGACAGAGAGAAUAAUGUGAAGAGAUACGAGAAGCAAGAAGAGCAGGAACGGCAGCUGGAGAAGAGCGUCAAGCAUGAGCGUCAUGCUGGCUUCAUCCAUGACAUGAAGUUGGAAAGCGCUGCCAGCUCUUCCUUAGAAGACAGAGUGAGGAGGAAUAUCCAUUCCAUUCAGAGGACCCCAGCCUCCUUGAACAACUUCAUGAAGAGAUGAAGACACCACACAUUUACUACACUGUGUAUGAAGUGACUAAAAAAACCUGGCAAGAGUAUACCACCCACUCCUCUAUCUGUCUGUCUAAUGUAAUUAGGGUGGAUGGUGUGGUGGGAGUCUGUCAUGAGUUCAAACAGAGAACCACUUGACUUUUAUUAUGAAAAGCAGAUUCCACAGUGGUAAAAUAAUUUAUAUUUCAUACUAAAGCAAACAGUCUGUGAUGGUUGAUUUGUUCUAGUUACACUCUAGGAAGUCCUUUUUAAGCUUCAUGUUUUCUGAACUCUGUACAGUAUAUAGGGUUUUUAUUUUUACAGUAUAAUUCGACCUGAUUUUAUUUCAAAUGUUUUUGUAAUAUAUGUUCGUUACUUGGUGUGUUACUGUUAGUAGCAACUAGAAUCCCCAAAACAUCUCCGCUAUCCCAUUGUUGGUUUGUUUAUUAAGCAAAAACCCAUGUUGUCACUUUGCCAUUCUGAUUCUGCUUGCAUUAACUUGAUAUUGAAACCAAAUCUUCAAUAAAAUUUUAUUUGUAUACCACCAAA
Messenger RNA from Hippoglossus stenolepis (Pacific halibut), 1922 nucleotides. RefSeq names its product CWC25 spliceosome associated protein homolog (gene cwc25). Gene Ontology annotation, biological process: mRNA splicing, via spliceosome. The record is from RefSeq and is a predicted model, not a curated record. The transcript is spliced from 9 exons. Gene Ontology annotation, cellular component: U2-type spliceosomal complex. NCBI's taxonomy places the organism in Eukaryota, Metazoa, Chordata, Actinopteri, Pleuronectiformes, Pleuronectidae. The coding region runs from base 178 to 1383 and encodes 401 amino acids.